This is a messenger RNA of Geodia barretti, 1170 nucleotides long. The record is from the annotation of a GenBank genome assembly. Lineage: Eukaryota; Metazoa; Porifera; Demospongiae; Tetractinellida; Geodiidae.
AUGAAAACACAGGUAGGAAUCAUCGGCUCCGGCCCCGCCGGUCUCCUGUUGUCCCAGCUUCUGCAUCGGCGGGGAAUCGACAGCGUCGUGCUGGAGCGGCAGAGCCGCGAGUACGUUCUCGGCCGGAUACGGGCUGGAGUCAUUGAGCAGGGCGCGGUCGCGCUGCUUCGCGAAGCGGGGGUGCACGAGCGUCUGGAUCGGGAGGGGCAGAUCCACGAGGGAAUCGGGAUUUCGUUCGGCGGGCGGCGCCACCGCAUCGACUUCAAGGCCCUGACCGGGUCGUGCGUCACGGUCUACGGCCAGACCGAGAUCACGCGCGACCUCUUCGAAGCGCGGGACGCCGCCGGCGGCGUCAUCGUCCGCGAGGCCGAAGACGUGACGCCCCACGACAUCAAGACCGAUGCGCCCUGGCUCACGUAUCGCAGGGGCGGCGACAUCCACCGCGUCGACUGUGACUUCAUCGCCGGCUGCGACGGCUUCCACGGCGUCAGCCGCAGGACGAUCCCGCCCGCCGUCCUGCGCACGUACGAGAAGGUCUACCCGUUCGGCUGGCUGGGGGUGCUGUCGCGCACGCCGCCAGUCACCCACGAAGUGACCUACAACCACCACGAACGCGGCUUCGCCCUGUGCAGCAUGCGCUCGAAAUCCCUGAGCCGGUACUACGUGCAGUGCUCGCUCGACGACGACAUCGCCGAAUGGCCUGACGAGCGGUUCUGGGACGAGCUGCGGCGUCGGCUGCCCGAGGAUCUCGCCCGCGCACUCGUCACCGGCCCGUCGAUCGAGAAGAGCAUCGCGCCGCUCAGAAGCUUCGUCGCCGAGCCGAUGCGCCACGGGCGCCUGUUCCUCGCUGGUGACGCCGCGCACAUCGUGCCGCCGACCGGAGCGAAGGGGCUGAACCUGGCCGUCUCGGACGUCUACUACCUCUCUCGCGCCUUUGCCGCCUGGUACGGGUCCGGGGACGAGGGCCCGCUGGACGCGUACUCCGACACCUGCUUGCGGCGGGUGUGGAAGGCGGAGCGAUUCUCGUGGUGGAUGACCACGCUUCUCCACCGGUUCCCCGAGAAUGGUCUGUUCGGAGAGCGCAUCCAACUCGCCGAGCUGGACUACCUCGUCAACUCGAAGGCGGCGAUGACGGCGCUGGCCGAGAACUACGUCGGACUGCCGUACUGA